Xiphias gladius (swordfish) is the source of this 1731-nucleotide messenger RNA. It is a transcript of the gene tspan3a, whose product is annotated as tetraspanin 3a. Gene Ontology annotation, biological process: protein localization to plasma membrane; protein maturation; regulation of vascular endothelial growth factor signaling pathway. The record is from RefSeq and is a predicted model, not a curated record. Lineage: Eukaryota; Metazoa; Chordata; Actinopteri; Istiophoriformes; Xiphiidae. Bases 151 to 912 code for a protein of 253 amino acids. Gene Ontology annotation, cellular component: membrane. The transcript has 7 exons.
CGUGUUGGUGGCGCUGCGUCGCCGGUGCAACCAGAUUUGGUGGCAGAGAGUUGGGAUAUGGAGUGUGAGUGGUGGAGCUGACCGGGACAUGUCUGACUAGAAAGCUGCGUUAUCUUCCAACAGUUACAGUUUUAAAUCCCCGUGGCCAAGAUGGGGCAGUGCGGCAUCACGUCCUCGAAGACGGUCCUGGUCUUUCUGAACCUGAUAUUCUGGGCCGCUGCUGGUAUCCUGUGCUACGUUGGAGCCUAUGUCUUCAUUACAUAUGAUGACUACGAUCAUUUCUUCGAAGAUGUGUAUACUCUCAUCCCAGCAGUUAUCAUCAUUGCAGUUGGAGCCCUCCUUUUCAUUAUUGGGCUCAUUGGAUGCUGUGCUACUGUGAGAGAGAGCUACUGUGGACUUACAACGUUUGUGAUCAUUCUCCUGCUGGUUUUCGUGACCGAAGUGGCAGUGGUGGUUCUUGGAUAUGUUUACAGAGCAAAGGUUGAGAAUGAAGUUAAUAGUUCUAUCAAGAAAGUGUAUGAUGAGUACAACGGCACCAACAGCAAUGCCCAGAGCCGUGCCAUCGACUACGUUCAGAGACAGCUUCAGUGCUGUGGGAUUCAUAAUUACUCAGACUGGCAGCAUACACACUGGUAUGAAGAAUCCAAAAACAACAGCGUACCCAUCAGCUGCUGCAAAACUAACAUUGGAAGCUGUACAGGGUCCCUAACUCAUCCUGAAGAUCUCUACCAAGAAGGCUGCGAGGCUCUGGUUGUGAAGAAGUUGAAGGAGAUCAUGAUGUAUGUCAUCUGGACUGCUCUGACAUUUGCUGCCAUCCAGAUGCUGGGGAUGCUGUGUGCAUGUGUCGUGUUGUGCCGCAGAAGCAGAGAUCCUGCCUACGAGCUUCUUAUUACAGGGGGCACCUACGCAUAAAGGAGAACACAUUUCUUAUCUUAACACAAACUUUCAAUAUUUACGUGUCAUCGGUGAGAGCAUGAAAAUAACCUAAUACCACAUUAACCUUAACACACUAACCACACUAAAGUUAUGGAGCUUACCCAUUUUUUUUCUUUUCAAAAAAAAAGAAAAAAAGAAAAAAGCUUACGACCAAAUUCUUUAAUGGUCAGUGAGAAUGAGAUGUAGAAAACAAUCUGUUGCUCUGAGGAUGGCAUGAGGGUGUUAGACCUCAUUCUUACCAAACUUAAACUCUGUUAGUCGUGUAUGGAGUAAAAUGUCGACAGGAUCAUUUCUUCAUAUGUUAGUUUGCACUAUGUGUAUGGCUUUGAAAUAUUUUAUAUUUAAACUUGUCAUGUACUUGAAUGAAAGAGUGUAUAAUUUCACCCUGUACCUCUGCUGCUAUUACUACUGCUACUACUAUUCUGCUUAAACUACUACAAUUACAGUUCAGUUUUGGUUAAAACAUCUACUUUCACCAGCAGUAUUCUGUCAAGAAAUAGUAGACACUACGGCCCAAAUGACACAGCAGGUUUUUGGGUGUAAACCAUGAAACUUAAGUGGCUUUGGCUUAGCUGAUCCUUCUUUUAAGAAUCAAACCUUGUAACCCUCUUUAGUAUGUGGGAUAUAUUGAGUAGUUAUAGUGGACACAAGAUAGAUUUUGUCCUAUAGCUGUUUUGUUCGUCUUUUUCUCAACAGUCUACUGUUUGUAGUUUUUAGAAUUUGCUUUGCUGAUUAUGUAGGAACAUCAAAACUCAAGAAUGUAAAUAAAAUGUGAGGUGGAAGUUUGAAAUCAAA